Molecule: messenger RNA, 1212 nt
Organism: Populus euphratica (Euphrates poplar)
Lineage: Eukaryota; Viridiplantae; Streptophyta; Magnoliopsida; Malpighiales; Salicaceae
Product: microtubule-associated protein RP/EB family member 1A-like
Exons: 8
Coding region: 52-882 (276 amino acids)
Molecular function (GO): microtubule binding
Source: RefSeq, a predicted model, not a curated record
AUUACUAUUUAAGGAAAACUUCUAGGAAAAAAAAUAAAAACACAGAGAGAAAUGGCGUCGAAUAUAGGGAUGAUGGACAGUGCGUAUUUUGUCGGAAGAAAUGAGAUAUUAACAUGGAUCAACAACAGGCUUCAGCUCAAUCUCUCUCGUAUCGAAGAGGCUGCUUCUGGUGCGGUGCAGUGUCAGAUGAUGGACAUGACUUAUCCAGGAGUUGUGCCUAUGCACAAGGUGAAUUUUGAUGCGAGGACAGAAUAUGAUAUGAUCCAAAAUUACAAGGUUCUGCAAGAUGUACUCAACAAGUUGAAAAUUGAGAAGCAUAUUGAAGUUAACAGGCUUGUUAAAGGAAGGCCAUUGGACAACUUGGAAUUCUUACAAUGGCUGAAACGAUACUGUGACUCUGUAAAUGGUGGAAUCAUGAAUGAGAACUAUAAUCCUGUGGAACGGAGAAGUAAGGGUGGGAAGGACCGUAACUCUAAGGGUUCUCAGAAGACCACAAAAUCACUGCAAGCAAACAAUAUGCACAACUCUGCCUCUGGUGACCCAGUUGACCUGAAUAAAAUGUCCUGGCCAAAGCAAGGCAGGGGAAGUGCUGUGGCAGGUGGAGCAACUUAUUCAGAGGAGGUUCAAGCUUUGUCCAAGGAGGUUACAAAUCUCAAGCUCUCAGUGGACCAUUUGGAAAAAGAAAGAGAUUUUUACUUUGCGAAGUUGCGAGAUAUAGAAAUACUAUGUCAGAUUCCUGAGAUGGAGGACCUACCUAUGACAGUUGCAAUAAAAAAGAUACUGUACGCUGCCGAUGCUAAGGAAUCUGCGCUUGAAGAAGCUCAGGAAUAUUUAUCUGAAGCUAUCAAUACUGUUGAGACUGAAGUUGAAAGUGAGGCUUGACUUUCGACCAGUAAUGGAAUCUUGCCUAGGAAAAGUAAAGGCUCAACCAUUUAUUACAAGCAAACCCGUGUCAAUCAUGAGAUGCUGGUGGUCUUUCACUAUGCUACAGACUCUUAAUGUUGUUAAAGGUAAAUAAUUGUAAUAUUUUCCGUUUAUUACAUGUCCAUGUGUUCUGUUUAUUUAAGUGGGGACUAAUCGAUAUAAGUUAAAGGGAGCUACUGCUGCCUCUUUAUUAUGCAUAUGUUUGUAGGUGUUUAUUACACUUUCCUGGGUUUUUUUGAAUUUAAGCAAGGAGUAAUCUAUCGAAGUUAAAGGGAAGCUGCUGUUGCU